AUGAAUCUGUUAGUAGCAAGCAAUAUGAAACUAUUGUUUCAAAGACAAUGUUUAAGUUCACAGUUUAACAUAUCUUCGGUAACUAUAAAAACUUUUUCGAAAUAUUUUUCUAGUAAUUCAAUCGUUAAAAACAAGUCACCAACCGGGAUUGUAUUCAUGAAUAUGGGUGGUCCAUCCACUGUUGAAGAAACACAUGAUUUUUUAUAUGAAUUAUUUGCAGAUAAUGAUUUGAUUCCAAUAUCUCAGAAGUACCAACCUAUGUUUGCUAAAUGGAUAUCCAAGUUUAGAACGCCAAAAAUUGAAAAACAGUAUAUUGAAAUUGGUGGUGGUUCACCCAUUCGUCGUUGGUCAGAAUAUCAGGCCUCGGAGGUAUGUAAAAUUUUGGAUGAAAUUAAUCCUGAGACUGCUCCACACAAACCAUAUGUUGCCUUCCGUUAUGCCAAGCCUUUAACAGAGACUACAUACCAGCAAAUGUUGAAAGAUGGCGUUAAAAGAGCAGUUGCGUUCACUCAGUAUCCUCAAUUCUCAUAUUCUACAACAGGUUCGUCAAUUAAUGAAUUAUGGAGACAGGUGAAGAAAUUAGAUCCUAAUAGACAAAUUCAAUGGUCUCUAAUAGAUAGAUGGCCAACCAAUACUGGGUUAAUCAAUGCCUUUGUCGAAAAUAUUAACAGGAAGUUAAUGGAAUUUCCAGAAGAAGUUAGAGAUAAAGUUAUUUUAUUAUUUUCUGCACAUUCAUUACCGAUGGAUGUAGUGAAUACUGGUGAUUCAUAUCCAGCUGAAGUAGCAGCCUCUGUUUAUAAGAUAAUGGAAUCCUUGAAUUUUAAAAACCCAUAUAGAUUAUGCUGGCAAUCACAAGUUGGCCCUAAACCAUGGCUCGGUGCUCAAACUGCUAAGAUUUCUGAAUUUUUGGGUCCCGAAUGUGAUGGUUUACUUUUUGUCCCAAUUGCUUUUACUUCAGAUCACAUCGAAACUCUACAUGAAAUUGAUUUAGGUCUUAUUAAAGAAUCUCCAUAUGCUCAUAAAUUUAAAAGAUGCAGUUCAUUGAAUGGGAACAAGACAUUUAUUAAGGGUAUGGCUGAUUUGGUCAAAGAGCAUUUAAAUGGAAAAUUAAAUUAUUCCAAACAACUUCCUCUUGAUUUUAUUUUAGGGAAGUCUAAUGAUCCUGUCAAAGAUUUAGAUGAGUUAUUUAAUGCAAAGAGAUCCUGA
This is a messenger RNA of Arxiozyma heterogenica, 1206 nucleotides long. It is a transcript of the gene HEM15, whose product is annotated as ferrochelatase HEM15. The coding region runs from base 1 to 1206 and encodes 401 amino acids. NCBI's taxonomy places the organism in Eukaryota, Fungi, Ascomycota, Saccharomycetes, Saccharomycetales, Saccharomycetaceae. The record is from RefSeq and is a predicted model, not a curated record. Gene Ontology annotation, molecular function: protoporphyrin ferrochelatase activity. Gene Ontology annotation, biological process: heme biosynthetic process. The transcript has a single exon. Gene Ontology annotation, cellular component: mitochondrion.